UGCCUGACAGCCGCUCCCCGUGAGUGACGCCCCGGCAGGAGCCUCAUCAGUGUCCACACACACCGGCCACAUGCUGCGUCGUUUCCUUACCCUCUGUUCGCCGGCAGCAGGAAGCCUGUUUUCCGCAUUUUUCCUGCCAUUUCGGUUCACACACAGCAAUCUUCUUCAGUGGGUAGCACUCGAUCAACAGCACGCGCCACCAUCAUGAAGUUGGUGUUCCUCCUCCUCUUCCUCCUCUCGUGGAUCUUCUGCCCGCUUUGUCUCGCCAACAUCGACGCCAAAAGUGAGUUUGUGUCCUUGGCGGAGAUGGAGGAUGCUCUGCUGAGGAACCUUUUCCAAGGUUACCAGCGCUGGGUCAGGCCCAUCCUACGAGCCAAUGACACAAUUAGAGUUCGCUUUGGACUCAAGAUCUCUCAGCUGGUUGAUGUGGAUGAGAAGAACCAGCUCAUGACAACUAAUGUUUGGCUUUGUCAGGAGUGGAUUGAUUACAAGCUGCGAUGGAAUCCAGAGAAGUAUGGAGGAAUUACAUCUAUCAGAGUUCCCUCUGAAAAUAUCUGGCUUCCAGACAUCGUCCUUUAUGAGAAUGCUGAUGGGCGGUUUGAAGGUUCCCUGAUGACCAAAGCCAUUGUCAGGUACAAUGGUAUGAUUACAUGGACGCCACCUGCAAGCUACAAAUCCGCCUGCGCCAUGGAUGUUACCUUUUUUCCAUUUGACCGCCAGAACUGCACUAUGAAGUUUGGCUCCUGGACUUAUGAUGGACACAUGGUGGACCUGGUUUUGAUGGACUUCCAAGUAGAUCGUAAGGAUUUUUUCGAUAAUGGAGAGUGGGAGAUCCUCAGUGCCACUGGUGCCAGAGGAAACAGGAAGGACGGCUUGUAUUCAUACCCUUUCAUUACAUAUUCUUUUAUUCUGAAGAGGCUCCCUCUGUUCUACACGCUCUUCCUCAUCAUCCCUUGUUUGGGUUUGUCCUUUCUAACGGUCUUGGUGUUUUACCUUCCGUCGGAUGAAGGAGAGAAGCUGUCACUUUCUACCUCUGUCCUUGUGUCCCUCACUGUGUUCCUCCUAGUCAUAGAGGAGAUCAUCCCUUCCUCUUCUAAGGUGAUACCGCUGAUUGGAGAAUACCUGCUUUUCAUCAUGAUCUUCGUCACGCUCUCAAUCAUCGUCACUGUCUUUGUCAUCAAUGUCCACCACCGCUCUUCAGCCACCUACCACCCGAUGUCACCGUGGGUUCGUGAUCUCUUCCUCCAGAAACUGCCAAAGUUGCUAUGCAUGCGUGGACACAUCGACCGCUACCACUACCCAGAGCUGGCUCCUGAAAGCCCUGAGCUGAAGCCUCGCUCUGGAGGUCGGAGAGGAGGGCAAAGGGGCGGAGCCCACGGUCAGGUGACUUCCGUGGGGAAGGAAGACGAAGCCUGUGCGUCCAUGAUGGAGAAGGCCAUCUAUUCAGUGCGGUAUAUCAGCAGACACAUCCGCAAGGAGCACUUCAUUCGUGAGGUGGUACAAGACUGGAAGUUUGUGGCCCAGGUGUUGGACAGGAUAUUCCUGUGGGCUUUUCUAUCCGUCUCAGUGCUGGGCACCAUCCUCAUCUUCACCCCAGCGCUGUAUAUGUUCUUCAGGAUUCCUCCUCCAACUGCAAGCGAGACUCCACCUUUACACUAGUGGCAGUAACAUACUGCUGAUCUACCUUCAAGAAUCUGUUACACUGUUACUUUGACUGUUUAAGUUGUCAGUAUUUGUACAAUUGAUUUGAAUUUUAUCUCAUGUUUUGAUUGUAUUUAAGUAAGAAAUGCUUGUUCAAGGUUGCAUUAUGUGUUCCAUUUCAAAUUGUUACUAAAAAUCGUUGUUGUGAUUUUAAGGGCAAUAACACUACUAGUAUCAUUGGUUACACAUGCUGGUCAUUUGAACAAGGUAUUUAAACUGAAAUUUAAAAAAAAGCUUGGGGAAUAAACAUUUAAUUUAUUAAAAAA
Molecule: messenger RNA, 1967 nt
Organism: Solea senegalensis (Senegalese sole)
Lineage: Eukaryota; Metazoa; Chordata; Actinopteri; Pleuronectiformes; Soleidae
Gene: chrnb3b
Product: cholinergic receptor nicotinic beta 3 subunit b
Exons: 6
Coding region: 205-1659 (484 amino acids)
Biological process (GO): regulation of membrane potential; monoatomic ion transmembrane transport; nervous system process
Cellular component (GO): postsynaptic membrane; synapse; neuron projection
Molecular function (GO): acetylcholine-gated monoatomic cation-selective channel activity; transmembrane signaling receptor activity
Source: RefSeq, a predicted model, not a curated record